Molecule: messenger RNA, 2116 nt
Organism: Chironomus riparius
Lineage: Eukaryota; Metazoa; Arthropoda; Insecta; Diptera; Chironomidae
Source: the annotation of a GenBank genome assembly
GUUUUAAAUAAUCAAAUCAUAAAAAAAUCUAAUUUUCAAGUUUUUAAGUUAACUGAUUAAUAUUAAGUUAAAACCUUAUGAGAAUUAUAGAAAUAAGGAAGCGCCAAUAAUGGGAAGUUAUUUAGAUAAACCGGAAACGACCAAAAAGUCAGCAUUUGAUCAAAAUGAUUAUUUAGAAAUUGGCUCUUCAUCAAUGCAGGGAUGGCGUAUAAAUCAAGAGGACGCUCAUAAUGCUAUUCCACAAUUGGCUGAUAAUGCAUCAUUUUUUGCUGUCUAUGAUGGUCACGGUGGAUCGGAAGUGGCUGAAUAUUGUUCAAUGAAAUUACCAGACUUUUUAAAGCAAUUGGAAUCAUUUAAAAAUGGAAAUUAUGAAGAAGCUUUAAAGGAGGCAUUUAUGGGCUUUGAUCAUACAUUAUUAGGUGAUUCAGUCGUUGAGGAAUUGAGACAAUUGGCUAAAAAGAAUCCAGAUUAUGAGGAUUCUGAUAUGGAUGAUAUGGAGGAUGAAGAAACAGCAGAAGAAAUUAUUAAUUUACAUCAAGAAGCAUCGAUGCCGCUCAACGAAGUACUUGAAAAAUAUAAGGGAAAUACAGAAAAAAUCUCACGAAUUCAGAGUGUACAACAAAUUAUAAGUUUUCAAAGCAAAUCAUCAUCCCAUAAUAAGAAUGAUUCUGAAGCUGGACCUUCUGCAAGCGGCAGUUGCUCACAUUCAUCAAAAAAAGUUGAAAGUAGCAGCUCAGUACAACAAGCGGCAUCGGAUAAUGAAGUGAGCAGUUCAAGCGGAAAGACAACAAACUCAGAUGAGAGUGAAAAGAACGAACCAAGUUCCUCAAAUUCUCAGCCUAGCAAUCAAACGCCAGAUAGCACACUUGUUAUCAUUCCAUCGUCAUCGAAAAAUGAUGAAAGUAGUAGCAGCAAUGAGCCAAAAAGUAUGAAACCUGAACAAAGUUCCAAAAAAGAUUCAAUUAAUCAAGAGAGUGAAUGCUCUUCAAACGGAACUGUUUCAGAAAGCAAAAAGGAAGAGGAUGCAAUCACUUCGACAAAGGAAAAUGGAGAAAUUGGAAGCUGUUCGUCCUCAACGUCUGUAAAUGUCAGUUCAAAUUCACCAAAAAAGAGCACUGAAAAAACAGUUACAAAAUCCAGCGAAAUUAAACAAAAUAUCGACGAUGAUGAAAGUGAAAGUAGCGAUGAUGAACACGACGAAACAUAUAAAGAAUCUCCAAAAAAUAAAAUCCAACAAGAUGAUUCAGACGAAGAAGACGAGGACGAUGAGGAUGUAUAUGAUGAAGACGAUGACGAGGAACUGUCUAAUGAAGAAAUCUCUGGCGAAGAAGAUGAUGACGAGGACGGAUUGGAUGAUGCGUUUAUGAGUAGCAUGGAAACUGGUCCUGCAAAAGCUUCAGGUUGUACAGCUGUUGUUGCUUUAUUAAUUGGGCGCGAUCUGUACGUAGCAAAUGCUGGUGACUCGAGAUGUAUAGUAAGUCGAGCAGGAAAAGUAGUUGAAAUGUCAUUUGAUCACAAACCUGAAGAUCAAAUUGAAUUCCAAAGAAUUCGUAAAGCUGGUGGUCGCGUUACAAUGGAUGGACGAGUGAAUGGUGGGUUGAAUUUGUCACGAGCCAUUGGUGAUCAUGGAUAUAAAAUGAAUAAGGAAUUGCCAGCUGAAGAUCAAAUGAUUACAGCAAUGCCUGAUCUCAAAAAAGUUACAUUAACAGAAGAAGAUGAAUUUAUGGUAUUGGCUUGUGACGGAAUCUGGAAUUAUAUGUCAAACGAGGAAGUUGUUGGUUUCGUUAAGCACAGAAUUGAUGCAGGAAAAUUAUCUCUCACACAAAUAUGCGAAGAACUUUUCCACAAUUGUUUGGCGCCAAAUACAUUGGGAGAUGGAACUGGAUGUGACAACAUGACAGCUAUAAUAGUCAAAUUUAAACCAACGUUAUUUAAAUUACCAACCGCUCAGAAAGAUGUCAGCAAUUCCGAAGCUGAAUGUAUUGCACAUAAACGAGCGCAUGAAGAAGAUGGAGUUGCUGACAAGGAGCACACUGAUAAGAAACAAAAACUCGACGAUGAUUUAACUCCAUCAACAGUUGAUACUUCAUCUUAAAUAAGUUUUCAUCUACUUAGA